AUCUGUCCUUGUUGUCUGUUUAUUCAUAGUGUCGAUCAGAAAAAAUGGUUCUCAUUGCAGUCGACUCCGAGAUUUAUCACGUCUAGUGUUGUUAGUGUUCGGUCUUCUGGUUUGAAAAUGGUGUUAAAAAAGUUGUUUGUUUGGAGGAGUUCCUGUACGUGUUGUAAUAUAUUUAGGGAAAAAUUCUUGCACGUGCAGAAGAGGCAUCUGCACUUGUCUGGUGUGCUCGAAACAAACGAAGCCACUUUUAAAAAAGUGUUGAUUGCUAACAGAGGUGAAAUAGCAUGCAGAAUUAUAAGAACGGCCAAAAAGAUGGGGAUAAAAACUGUAGCAGUUUAUUCCGUUGCAGAUUCGCAAGCAAAACAUGUCAAAAUGGCGGACGAAGCUGUUUUUAUAGGACCUUCUUCAGCAAUAGAAUCAUAUUUGAAUGUGGAUAAAAUUCUGGAAGCAGUUAGGAAAACAAAUGCUGACGCUGUUCAUCCUGGAUACGGAUUUCUGUCAGAAAAUCGAGAAUUCGUUAAAAUAUUGGAAUCGGAAAACGUGGUGUUCAUCGGGCCCACAGCUGACGCCAUCUGCCGAAUGGGCGACAAACUCGAAUCGAAACGAACGGCGCUGGCGGCCGGAGUGAACGUCAUUCCCGGAUGCGACCGGAUUGUUAAGGACCUGCAUCAGUGUGUCCGCAUAUCUCGAGACAUCGGAUAUCCGGUUAUGAUCAAGGCGUCAGCUGGUGGAGGAGGUAAAGGCAUGAGAGUGGCGAGAAACGAUCAGGAAGCAAGAGAAGGCUUUCUAUUGGCAUCUCAAGAAGCUAAAUCCGGUUUCGGAGACGACAGACUCCUAAUAGAAAAAUACGUAGAAGAUCCCCGACAUAUAGAAAUACAAAUUCUAGCAGACACACAUGGAAACGUGAUCUAUCUGAACGAGAGAGAAUGUAGCAUACAACGUCGAAACCAAAAAGUGAUCGAAGAAGCACCAAGUGUAUUUCUAGAUAAAACUACAAGAAGAGCAAUGGGGGUCCAAUCUAUAUCGCUCUGCAAAAAGUUAAAGUACUUCUCGGCGGGUACUAUCGAAUUCCUGAUUGAUAAGCACAAGAACUUCUACUUUUUGGAAAUGAACACGAGACUUCAAGUUGAACAUCCAGUCACAGAAUGUACCACGGGUAUUGAUUUAGUGGAGCAGAUGUUUCGUAUUGCUAAAGGACAUCCGUUAAACAUCUCACAAGAAGAUAUUGGCAUAAAUGGAUGGGCGAUAGAAACAAGAAUUUAUGCAGAGGAUCCUUACAAGAGUUUUGGAUUGCCUAGUAUAGGAAGGUUGCAUGAAUAUAAAGAACCCCAUCACAUACCGGGUGUUCGAUGUGACAGUGGUGUUGAAGAGGGUAGCAAAAUAAGUAUGUACUACGACCCUUUAAUAUCAAAAUUAAUCUGUCAUGGAGAAAACAGGCAAGAAGCUAUAGAAAAAAGCAUUAAAGCUUUAGAUUCUUACGUUAUUCGAGGUAUCACCCACAACAUUCCGUUACUUAGAGAUAUAUUGAUGCAAGACCAAUAUAAAAAAGGGAGUUUAAGUACAAGCUUUCUACCCGAAGUCUACCCAGAAGGUUUCAAAGGCUUAAACCUUCAAGAAAAAGAAAAACAUAAACUCGUGGGUGUUGGGUGUGUGCUGUUUGCAGCCAAUCAAGUUAGAAGCAGGAAUUUUCUAAAUAUUUUUGAGUUUAAAAAACGAUCAAAAGUGUUGCAAAAUUGGGACUUACAUGUAAUAUUAGGUGACGAAGUAUUUCAGGUUGAUGUAAGCGAUUGUAAUGGACGUUUUGUAUGUAAAGUGGAUGAAAAUGUAUUUAAUAUAGAUAAAAGCAACAUUAACUUUGCCAAACCUAUACUAGAAUUAAAUAUAAAUGGAGAAAUAAAUAUUUUUCAAAUAUUAUCCAAAAAUGUUACUGGUGUUUUUGAACUUAUAUUUUAUGGAAAUAAUUAUAAACUAAAAAUAUUAUCACAAAAGGCUGUAAAAUACUUCAGUUUAAUACCCAAAAAGACUAACAACUAUAAGGCAAAUAAAAUAAAAUCUCCCAUGUCAGGAUUAGUAAAGUCAGUAUUAUGUUCUGAAGGGGACAGUGUUUUGGAUGGUCAGGAGUUAUGUGUUUUAGAGGCUAUGAAAAUGCAAAAUCUGAUAGUAGCACCAUCGAGUGGAAAAAUAAAGGAGCUUAAUAUUGAAGUUGGUGAUAAAGUAUCAGCAGGCGAUGUUUUAAUACAAUUAGAAUAAAAGUGAUACUGUUAUAUUAUUUUUAUUUUUCUUCUAUUUUAUAUUUUAAAUUGAAAGUAUUAUUUAUAAUAUAUAGCAAUUUUUCGAAUUUACAUUAAAUGGUAUUGUGAUUAAAGA
Messenger RNA from Sitophilus oryzae (rice weevil), 2367 nucleotides. RefSeq names its product propionyl-CoA carboxylase alpha chain, mitochondrial-like. The transcript has 9 exons. Lineage: Eukaryota; Metazoa; Arthropoda; Insecta; Coleoptera; Curculionidae. Gene Ontology annotation, molecular function: ATP binding; propionyl-CoA carboxylase activity; metal ion binding. Bases 118 to 2250 code for a protein of 710 amino acids. Gene Ontology annotation, cellular component: mitochondrion. The record is from RefSeq and is a predicted model, not a curated record.